UCGUGUCCUUGGUCAGCUGCCUCAUUGCCGUAAGUCAAGCCAGCAUCAUCAAUCGCUGUGACUUGGCCAGGGCGCUGCACAAGGAGGACUUGGACGGGUUUGAAGGCUACUCCCUGAAUGACUGGCUGUGUCUGGCUUUUGUGGAAAGCAACUUCAACAUAUCAAAGGUAAAUGAAAACGCAGAUGGCAGCUUCGACUAUGGAAUCUUCCAGAUCAACAGCCACUACUGGUGCAACGAUUACCGAAGUCACUCCGAAAACAUUUACCACGAGGACUGUCAAGACCUACUGAGCCCCAGUCUUCUCUCAUCCAUCAUCUGUGCAAAAAAGAUUGUGUCCGGAGCAGGGGGGAUGAAGAACUGGUGAGGAGGACACUGGGGGACCAAGUUAGCAGGCAGAGUCCCAGGAAGGAUGUAGUGACAGAAAAAGGCACAGUAGGCAAGGACGAGAUCCUUUCAUAGUCCAGAAAGAUAUGGAAGAGUGGCAGGGCUUGGGACUCUGACUUACAAGACCUGGGAUCUGGGUCUUUCUCUGAUGUUGUAUUAAAACUCUUUUGGGGGGGCGCCUGGGUGCUUCAAUUGGU
Molecule: messenger RNA, 582 nt
Organism: Ailuropoda melanoleuca (giant panda)
Lineage: Eukaryota; Metazoa; Chordata; Mammalia; Carnivora; Ursidae
Product: lysozyme-like protein 6
Exons: 3
Biological process (GO): fusion of sperm to egg plasma membrane involved in single fertilization
Cellular component (GO): sperm flagellum; acrosomal vesicle
Molecular function (GO): lysozyme activity
Source: RefSeq, a predicted model, not a curated record